Messenger RNA from Pseudomyrmex gracilis, 2532 nucleotides. RefSeq lists its product as uncharacterized. The coding region runs from base 1270 to 2532 and encodes 420 amino acids. The record is from RefSeq and is a predicted model, not a curated record. The transcript is spliced from 8 exons. Lineage: Eukaryota; Metazoa; Arthropoda; Insecta; Hymenoptera; Formicidae.
UGACUUUGCAUGUAGCUACAUCAAUACUCAUCAGUCCAAUGUUAAUAGUAAAUAAAAACAAUGUAGAUUAUGCAGAAAAACUGUUGAAACAUUUUGUCGAAUCAUUUGAGAAAAUAUAUGGCAAGGAAUAUAUUUCUCAUAAUAUACAUAAUUUAUUACAUCUCUCAAAUGAAGUUCGAAAAUUUGGACCACUUGAUUCCUUUAGCUCGUUUAGAUUUGAAAACUUUUUACAAAUUUUAAAAAGUUUUCUGCGCAAAAAAGAAAAACCACUGCAGCAAGUUAUACGACGAUACACAGAAAGAAAGCAAAAUUGGUAUGACAGCAUGAACAAUACAUCAUUACAUUCACUUUCUAAAUUUCAAUUAAAAAGAAAACAUACUACUGGUUUAUUGGCUGAUGAAAUUCAAGAUAUUNUUACAUCGCAAUACAAAAANUUAAUAUUAUUAGGAAAUUAUGAAAUCGACUGCAACAGUGAAGCAAAUAAUUGUAUUAUGACAAAAAGUGGAAAUGUACUGACAGUNAAGAACGUCGUUAAAUGUACCAAUAAUAUUACUUAUGUUGUUGGUUAUCAAUUGAGAAAAACAGAUGUUUUAUAUUCACGACCAUUCUCAUCAGAGAAUUUAGACAUUUAUGCUGUUGAGGAAGUAAAUAAUAAUGUGAUAACUUGUCCUUUGGAUGAAAUACAGGGAAAGAUGUGGAAAAUUAAAUUUAUUUCAAAAUUGUAUGUAAUUUCUAUUCGACACGGGUGUGGACAAUAAAACAAUUUUUGAAGUACAAUAUAACAUAUUAUAACAAUAUAAUACAACAUAUUGUAUGAUUGUCAUAACACGAUCAUUCCAAAUAUNAACAACAAAAGCUAAAACGUUAAUAUUUAAUUAUGUUUNUAUAUAAUAAAAAAUCANGGCAUCAAAAUCUAUCAUCAUAAAUUUACAUUUACAUUUACGCAAUUAUACACAAUCGAUGGUUNUUUACGCUGUACAUAGUUCAUAGUUGACGUCGAUAAAUUGAUAUUUCGAACGACUAUCGAUUAACUUCGUCGCUUUCGCCCGCCUAACCAACUCACGUCUGCUGGUCUGCAUCAUGGUCUGCUGUGUCAACCCGCGAGCCACUACCGCACCUACCUGUGACCACUCGAUGAUACUUGUCCAUACUCAUCCACAUUCGUUUUUUGUUCGUCUCGCCGAGACUGGAAAUUUUCAAUAAAGUUAUAAGAGGUUUAUGUCCGGAUAUAUAUACAGUGCCGCAUAGAAGAGCAUAUGUCUAAUUCGCAUGGAUAUGUCUGAACUGACGUGCGAGCACUUUCCUUUACAAAAAAUGAAGAAAGGAUCUUCCUUAAAAUUUACAGAAAACUUCUAUGUAAUUNAAUUUGAAGAUGGGAUANCACUAGUUCCUAAUAACUGGUUGCGGAUAUCUGAAGACCAANAACAACAGUUUUGCUUCUACCCAAAUUACGAAGUGAAAAAGAGACUGAAUAAGGCUAUACAGAGUAAAGAAAUACCGGAUGUAAAAAAUGUACAAGCUGGUUGGGUGAUGUAUGAUGUUCUACGCGUUUUUGCUUCAGCAGAUACUUUUNAACGAGGCCAAGAAAAAUUAAAAAUGGCUGAAAAUACAUCCGACAUAAACACUGAGGAUGAAGAAAAUAUGAAACAAACACGGCAUGAUAGAGCUGCUGCAAAAUAUUUUACGUCUGACGAUGAAUCUUCCGGUACAGAAGUGGAGUCUAACUUACUUUCUCCUUUACCAGAUUCGAGGGAAUUUUCUAGACCACAAAAAUUGUUUUCUUCGAAAAGGCCUGCACAAAUUUUGGCAACCUAUGAACAUCCGAUCAUAUCCGAAGAAGUCAAAAACAAAAUAGCAACUGAGAAGAAACAANCGAAGAUAUUUCUGCAAGAAACGGAAGUGAUUGCUAAACAUAAGAAACAAAAGUUGGAAGAUAAAAAUCAAAAUCAAUCAUCACAAGAAUCAAUCAAUGAAGAAAAUGAUUAUUCUAUCGAUGAAUAUAAUACAAAGUUAACAACACAUCAAAAUACAAAUAAUGAAGAUUCUCAGAAAGUGUUAAAGGAAAUUUUGAAAAAAGUAAAUCGCAUCUUAAUUGAAAUGACAUACAUUGAAAGAAGGCUCAGUAGAAUAGAANAUAAAGCUAAUUACACAAAUCAAGAAAUUAAUAUAAAUACUGUCAAAGCUUUUGCUUUUGACACCAUUUCUUCUAUAGAGGAAUUGGAAUUGUUUGAACAAAAUUUGAAAAAUGCAGAAUUUUUCAUGAAAAUGAGAAACUUUUUGAAAUUAAAAGGCGGAACAAAUAUACAAGACACGAUAAAAAAUAUAUUCAAAACAUUAAUAAAGGACGAAAUAUUAAUGUUAUAUAGCUGGAAAGGAGCUCGAGGAAAAACUGCAUUCCGAAGUUUCAAAAUUGUCGAUUUAAUCAUAGCUGUUGUUCGGUUAUACGAUGCAAAUACAACCGAGGAAAUAAUUACAAAACUUAUGAUCAGUUGGAUAGUGCAAGCUCCUGCACGUGUUCGAAGAAUUGCGUGA